Gopherus flavomarginatus (Mexican gopher tortoise) is the source of this 1851-nucleotide messenger RNA. RefSeq names its product D-glutamate cyclase (gene DGLUCY). NCBI's taxonomy places the organism in Eukaryota, Metazoa, Chordata, Testudines, Testudinidae. Gene Ontology annotation, biological process: glutamate metabolic process. Gene Ontology annotation, molecular function: D-glutamate cyclase activity. The record is from RefSeq and is a predicted model, not a curated record.
GAUGAAGAGAUGGUUUUUACAGGAGGCUUGAGAUCUCUUCUUCCUCUUGCAGUCAGAAGUCUAAUUCAAUUCAACAAACUCAAUAUAAGUAAUACUUCUGGAAUGGCUGAGGGCUAUAAACAGGCAAAUGUUGUGAUUUUGCACAAAUCCCUUGCUGAUGACUUUGAAAAGUUUUGCCAUGCAAAUGAUGGACCUCUCCCGCUGCUGUACAGAAGUAAACCAGGUGAAUGGAAAUGUCCUUCUCUAAGCAGCAAUUCUGAUAUCAAAACUGAUUGCCUGCAAUACAGGAUAUAUGAGUAUGGAGCUUGUACUGGCACUUUGACAAGUCUAAAGGAUUAUUUUGAUCAGCUUAAAGACAUGGUGACUUUUUACUUAGGCUGCAGGGUCUUAUUUGAAAAGGCAGCCCACAAGGUUGGUGUUCCUCUAAGGAACGUUGAGCAGAAAUGCAACGUAAGCAUGUGCAAGACAGAUUUGCCUUGCUGCAGAGUUUCUAGUUUUUGCUGCAAUUUAGUGGUCACAAUGAGACCAAUUCCUGAAGACAAGUUAGAAGCAAUUGUGGAAGCUACUUAUCCAUUGAAAGACUCACAUGGAGCACCAGUUCACAUUGGUAACCCUGGCCUAUUAGGAAUCCAAACUUCCAGCGCAGACUAUGGAGAUCCAGUUCAGCCUCACCUUCAGGAUGUUCCAGUGUUUUGGGCCUGUGGAGUAACAGGGGUGGAAGCAGUCAGCAACUGCAAGUCUCCGCUGGCUUUUACACAUUCUCCUGGGUGCAUGUUUAUUACUGAUCUGAAGAAUGAAGAUGCUCCAGUUCAUAACUCUAAAGAAAUCCCCAAGGUCCACUGCAUUUGUCAAAAUCCUUUGCAUUAUAGCAUUGCAUCAGAAACAGCUGUGCAAAAGAUAAGAGAGCUAGAAAGCCUAAUCGGAGUAGAUCCAGGAGACCGGGGCCUGAAACAUUUGUGCUGCCAGGUAGUGCUAAAGACUUGCCUCUCCCUUUCACAUGCCCAAUCAGUGCUGAUAACCACUGGAUUUCCUACUCACUUCAACCAUGAGCCACCUGAAGAGAAUGAUGGACCUCCAGGAGCCAUUGCUAUGGCAGUCAUGUUGCAGAGCUUGGAGAAAGAUGUUGUUAUAGUAACAGACCAGAGAGCCAUGGGUUUGAAUAAAAAGAUUAUUGAGGAUGCUGUUCAGCAAGGGGUACUGAAGACACCAGUGCCUCUAUUGAGUUAUCAAGGAGAUGCUGCAGAGUCAGCUUUGAUGUUUUUGUGUGAGAAUGGGAAUCUUGAAAGACCCAGAUUUGAUCACCUGAUAGCAAUAGAACGUGCAGGGAUGGCUGCUGAUGGCAAUUAUUACAAUGCAAGGAAAGUCAAUAUUAAGCAUCUAGUGGAUCCCAUAUAUGAACUGUUUCUAGCUGCAUAUAACAUCCCUGGAGUCACAACAACAGGCAUUGGGGAUGGAGGAAAUGAACUUGAUGGAAAAGUAAAAGAAGCUGUAAGGAAGCACAUAAAAAAUGGAGAUGUUAUAGCUUGUGACAUCGAAGCUGAUUUCGCUAUUGUAGCCGGGGUCUCUAACUGGGGAGGCUAUGCUGUUGCUUGUGCUCUGUAUAUCCUCAACACCUGUGAAAUACAUGAUCACUAUCUGAGGAAAGCUAUCGGGUUCCCCAGAUUGUCCAAGAAGGCAAACUGGGCAUCGGCACUUCCAUCCAUUACUAAGGAAGAAAAGUUGCUGAAGACACUUAUACAGCAUGGAGUCCGUAGUGGAGUAACUGCUAGUCUCGAAAUGGAAGUGGAUGGACUGCCCUUCUACAAUAUACCCUCAGUUAUGAUUGUAAAACUUCUGGAGCAGAUACCAUGA